GCUGGGCACUUCCGGGAACCGGAGGACUCUGGGAUAGCGGAGGACUGACUUCCGCAGACAUGGCUGUCAAGUCCCUGGAAAAUCUCCAGAUAACCCUUAACCACAGGUUCCCUGGUCGUGCGCGGCGGGUUCUUAAGAUUGGGAGCCCUCUCUCCUUCGCCCAGGGUACAUCCCCCACCGGCGCCGUAGUGUCUCUGGAGAGCCCGGGCGCCCCAGAGAGCGGUAACCCCGGCAGUGUCUCAAUGGAUGGGCAGUAAGCCCGCUGGCCCCGAAGCCAACAUGCAACCCGCUCGCUGGAUCCCCUUGGUCUGGGGCAGCCUGUGUCCCCCUGCCAUCGGGAGUGAAAUGACCCCAGCUGCGUGCCUCUAGCUCUCCCUGUGUUAACUGCCUGCGCCUUGACAGCCCAGCUGCGCAAAGCUGAGGGAUUAGUUGGGACCUGCCUUGGUGACCCCAUGGCAUCCCCACGAACCGUGACUAUCGUGGCCCUCUCAGCGGCCCUGGGACUCUUCUUUGUUUUCAUGGGGACCAUCAAGUUGACCCCCAGACUCAGCAAGGAUGCCUACAGUGAGAUGAAACGUGCUUACAAGAGCUAUGUUCGAGCCCUUCCUCUGCUGAAGAAAAUGGGCAUCAAUUCCAUUCUCCUUCGGAAAAGUAUAGGUGCCCUUGAAGUGGCCUGUGGCAUUGUCAUGACCCUGGUACCCGGUCGUCCCAAAGAUGUGGGAGCUCAAAUUGCCAUCUUUUGA
Molecule: messenger RNA, 743 nt
Organism: Mastomys coucha (southern multimammate mouse)
Lineage: Eukaryota; Metazoa; Chordata; Mammalia; Rodentia; Muridae
Product: transmembrane protein 35A
Exons: 3
Coding region: 453-743 (96 amino acids)
Biological process (GO): chaperone-mediated protein complex assembly; positive regulation of protein localization to cell surface
Cellular component (GO): endoplasmic reticulum
Molecular function (GO): acetylcholine receptor regulator activity
Source: RefSeq, a predicted model, not a curated record